AUGACCCUGACUGAAAGAGUCUCCUCACCCCUGUUGCGGGGAUCGCUGACGGUUUUCCAGGAGAGCUGGGGUGGGUUGGAGCAGGCCACGCCCCGCCUGGUGCAGGACCGCGUGAUCAGGCUGGAAGACCCUGAGCCGGGAGCAGCCUGUGGCACGUGGGGUAAGUGGAGGCCACGUUCGCGCCGACCUGGCGGUUCACCUGGGGACCCCGGCCGCCUGCUGCCCCCAUCCCUGCCGCUGGCGAGAGCUUUGGCCGGGUGCAAGGCCGAUCACAGCAGAAGGCUCAUCAUACUCGCGGUCCUGCUGCUGUUGCUGUGUGGGGUCACUGCCAGCUGCAUCCGGUUCUGCUGUCUCCGAAAGCAGGCACACACUCAGACACGCCUGUCCCCCAUGUGGCAGCCCUGUGACUUGACGGCCAUCCCCAUGGACAGUGACAGCCCUGUGCAUAGCACCGUGACCUCCUACAGCUCUGUGCAGUAUCCACUGGACAUUCGGCGGCUGCUGCCCUUUGGGGAGCUGGACCCUGACCUCAUGGCCCCACCGGCCUACAGCUCGUCUGCCCUGGAGCUGCCACCCUCCUACAAUGAGGCCAUCAAGAUGGCGAAGCCCAGAGAUGAGGAGCUGACUCCUGCCCAGAAACCAGGUCCUCUCCCAGUGCCUUUGGGCCUGGGAACCACCCCAAGGCCCCAGGAGCCAGGUCCUAAUGCCCAGUAGCCCUGGGGUCCCUUGUAGGAGCAAGAGGGCUCUCCUGGAGACAUGGAGCCAGGGCUUGGAGUCCUGCAGCUGAGGACCCCAUCGGCCCUCAUCCUCCCCGGUAAGGCUGCCGUUCAGCACAUUGCUGCAGCCCUGGCCUCGAUGCCAUGAAACCAGGCCAGUCACCGGCCACACUGGCCAGCCCACCAGGCAGGCCGCCGCUCUCUGCCCCAGCCCCUGGCCGGGCUCACAGGCCUCAGCCUGGAAGAGGCAUCGAGGGCCUGAGCUGCGUGAGCUCAGGACCAGCCAUGAUGUCCACAGCUCCUUUAGGAGAGAAUAAAGCUAUAUCUCAGUGGUCUCCGCCUGUGAGGUGG
Molecule: messenger RNA, 1067 nt
Organism: Fukomys damarensis (Damara mole-rat)
Lineage: Eukaryota; Metazoa; Chordata; Mammalia; Rodentia; Bathyergidae
Gene: Tmem52
Product: transmembrane protein 52
Exons: 5
Coding region: 1-714 (237 amino acids)
Source: RefSeq, a predicted model, not a curated record